AUGGACCUCUUCCACGCCACCCGCGACAACUUCGGUAUGACCAUCAACACGGAGAAAACGGUGGUUACGCAUCAACCGCCACCCGACACUGCCGACGUCGCACCCCAAAUCAACGUGAAAAGAGCCCGACUUCAGGCCGUGAACAACUCCAACUAUCUGGGCAGCUCCCUAUCUCUCAGCACCAAAAUCGACGAUGAAGUGGUCCACCGGAUUUCCAAGGCCAGAAAAACCUCCAGCUGCCUGCAAAACACCAUCUGGAAUCAUCACGUCCCCCAACUCAGCACCAAACCCAAGAUAUGCAAAGCAGCCAUCCUACUGACACCGCUGUAUGGGGCGGUGACCUGGACGGUGUACAAGAAGCAGUCGCGGAGAUCAACCACUUCCACCUCAGCUGUCUUCGACGGAUACUAA
This is a messenger RNA of Spirometra erinaceieuropaei, 411 nucleotides long. NCBI's taxonomy places the organism in Eukaryota, Metazoa, Platyhelminthes, Cestoda, Diphyllobothriidea, Diphyllobothriidae. The record is from the annotation of a GenBank genome assembly.